Manduca sexta (tobacco hornworm) is the source of this 1849-nucleotide messenger RNA. RefSeq lists its product as uncharacterized. NCBI's taxonomy places the organism in Eukaryota, Metazoa, Arthropoda, Insecta, Lepidoptera, Sphingidae. The record is from RefSeq and is a predicted model, not a curated record. Bases 113 to 1594 code for a protein of 493 amino acids. The transcript has a single exon.
GUUAAUUGGGUACAAAGAUGAGCGUUUUGUGUCGGUCGCGACGUCGAUGCAGACGAUAACGAGGUAGUUUAUAUGCGUGUGCGACGUGCGCGCGCGUCAGUACGCUCCCGACAUGCCGGCCUGCGCGCCCGAGUUUUGUCGCCUCGCGCGAUCCAACACAGAGCUAGUGUUCUCGCCGCGGAAAAGAUGCUCGCAUCAGCCGCCGCCCUUCACCGCCUUGCGGCGCUCCUUCUCUUCCACAUUCUCCUUGAUACCUGAGGAGAGAGCCAUCUGCCCGGAGAGGCCACCGCCGCUGCCCAGGAUCAUACGCCUAAUCACAUGGGGACCGCGUCUCGCUCUGCGUCCUCUGUUCGCCCUACUCAGCAUAAUAUCACAUCCAGCAUGGAAGCAAAUAUUAGUGGUGCUGCCGACGCUGUGGAUAGCAGCGUCACUGUUUAUUUUCUGGAAGUGCGUUCAGUGCCCUCUCAGUGUUUUGAAGAUGUUAGGACGUGCCAUCAGUUCAAAGGGCGCUAAACAGCCGCGAACCGUGCUUAUCAGUGGAGGCAGUUCAGUACAAGCUCUACAUUUAGCAAGAAAUUUCCACUCAGCCGGCGCGAGAGUUGUCGCGUUCGAGAUAGAGGGCCAGUUUGCAUUAUUAAAAUACUCGGCUGCCGUGAACAGGUUCUACACGGUCCCGAGACCAAACCCGGCAGAUCCGCUCGCCUAUGCCCGGGCUUUGAAGGAAAUUGUUGAACGUGAAUCGGCGGUCUUCUACGUGCCGGUAAGCUCAACGACUCCAGCGUAUUAUGAUGCACUGGCAAAGCCACAUCUGGAAGUCAUGGGCUGCCAGUGCUUCGUUCCUUGUGCACGUGAUGUCGUCACAUUAGACGACCCGUUGGAAAUGAUGCGAGUAAGCCGUGCUGCCGGUCUCGCCACACCACAGUUCUGGGUGGUUGCGAGCGACGAAGAUGUGCGAGCAUGGUACGAUAGCGGGGCGUCGAAGGAAGGGAGACAUUUCAUUGCGAGUGCUGGAGCACGGGGUGCGAGGGACAGACUACGAUUUGUCAUGCCAGAAGAGAAAACUCAGUUCAGAUUUCCACGAGAAAUCAGUGCUGAGAAACCAUGGGUGAUAGUACGAGAGCCGAAGGGAGAACGAAUUGUUACUUGCACGACACUGAAGGAGUCACGAGCAGUGAACAACGUAACAUGCAGAGUGGACUCUACAAGAAAGGGCCUGGUGCCGCAAAAAGACGACGAAGCAGACGCCUGGGUACAACGAUUUGUAUCAUUCUUAGCGCCGGCACGGCCGAUGACUGGUCACGUGUCGUUCAGGCUUGUUCGCGAAGAGAACACUACAAAUGGGUACACAAAUAAACUAAUAGCAAUCGGUGCCAGAGUGGGUGUGUCGUUGCCUUACCUCUGCCAGGCGCAGACGCACUGCGGCCACGCGGCAACAGUAGGGAAACUGUUGGACACUGUGUUGGACACGCGCGAAGCAUUAUUCGCUUUUUGGGAUCCUUUGCCGUAUUGCGCAUAUUACCAGUCGAGGACGCCGGAGGAGCGCCGACCGCCUCCACCGGAGCCUUGCAAAACUCCACCAAACGUGCCUCUUUGAAGACACGGCGUUUUGUGUAGGAGUUAAAGACACUCAAGUACCUGAGGAGUGCGUGAGUGAGUUCUCUUGGCGAGUGCGCCGCUAUCACGCUCUCUUAUUGUCCUCUCGUCUCGCUUGGGUCCGCAAGCGAGGGCCGAGGAACGAUGCCAAAUGUUUGUAACUACUAAGUAGAUAUUUUAUGUACGUGCCAAAUAUUACUGUGGAUGUUAUUUUAUAUUAAAAUAAAAUAAGAAAUAUAUUUUAAUUUUAUUACAA